AUGAGAGUCACAUGUCUCAUGACCUUGUUUUGGCCAUUCUCUACGCUGCUACUAUUUGACAAAAGCCAGGCCUCUGAAACAGAAGUCAAAUAUAAUUUCACGGGAAGGAAUUAUUCCUUGAUUCCAGAGGAUAUCAGUAACAAUGUUACCAUCCUUGAUCUCAGUUAUAACCAGAUCACCCUCAAUGCUUCAGACAUCAGGGUGCUACAGAUGUAUUCUUUACUCACAGAGCUCUACUUAAUGGAGAAUAACAUUACUGUCAUAUAUAAUAAUAGCUUCAGUAAUCUCUCCAACCUGCAAAUUUUAAAUAUCUGUGGAAAUGCCAUCAGUGUAAUUGAACAAGGCUCAUUUGUUGGCUUAAAUGAAGUAAAAGAGUUGUAUCUUUGCCAAAACAAAAUAUUACAACUGAAUCCCAAUACAUUUGUGCCUCUAAACAACCUGAAAGUACUGAAUCUGCAAGGCAACUUGAUAAGCCACUUCGCUGCACCACAACUAUUCCAUCUGGAGUUACUAACUUUGGAUGGCAAUCCAUGGAACUGCACCUGUAGUCUACUCGAGUUGCAGAACUGGCUGAACAAGUCUCAUGUGACAUUAGAAAAUGAGAGCAUCACCAUGUGUAGCUACCCAGAUGACCUAAAGCACUACAGCAUCAAGUCAGCACCCUUUUCAACUGAAUGCCACUCUAAAUUUAUUUCCACUAUAACCGAAGAUCUUUAUAUUGAUUUUCAGUCUAUUGGGAAUUCAACUUCUAACAGCCCCUUAAACAACUUAACAAAGAAGUCAGAACAUGAACCUCUUGGAAAAAGCUGGGCUCUCCUUGUUGGUGUUGUCAUCACUGUACUGAUAACUUCACUCCUCAUCUUUAUCGCUAUCAAGUGUCCAGUAUGGUAUAAUAUUCUGCUUAGUUACAAUCAUCAUCGCCUAGAAGAGCACGAAGCAGAAAUCUAUGAAACUGAUCUUACUAGAAACCCAAGUUCUCUUUCACAAAUCACAGAUACGAACUCUGAAGACACCACAGUAAUAUUUGAACAGUUGCAUUCAUUUGUGGUAGAUGAUGAUGGGUUUAUUGAAGACAGAUAUAUAGAUAUCAAUGAGGUACAUGAAGAAAAAUAA
Messenger RNA from Cricetulus griseus (Chinese hamster), 1113 nucleotides. The record is from RefSeq and is a predicted model, not a curated record. NCBI's taxonomy places the organism in Eukaryota, Metazoa, Chordata, Mammalia, Rodentia, Cricetidae.